CCACUCUAUUUAAGUUCUCAUCCCCUUUCCCUCUGAUUCCUCUCACAAUCUGCCAACAUCUCUCCUUCCCUCUCACGCCGUUGCAGUUACAAAUCCGGCUCCUGCUGCUGUCAAUAUCUCAUCUACCUUCGCCACUGUUUCUGUUCAGAGCCGUCGUCGCUGCAGCUCCUUUUCAUACUCAUUACCAGAAACAUGACAACAACAAUUGCAAAGUUUGCUCACUUACAAAUCCCACUUGAAGAUGUUGUAAAGGCCACCGACAACUUUCAUCAUGAUAACAUCGUCGGACGCGGUGGAUUGGGACAUGUAUACAAAGGACAACUCCAGCGGUCCGGGGAGUUGAUCACGAUUUCUGCGCUGAGGUUAGAUCGCAAGCAUGGUGGAGAAGUCGUCGAGUUCUGGACGGAAGUUUCAAUGCUUUCUGAUCUCAAGCAUCCAAAUAUAGUCUCUAUUGUUGGAUUUUGUGAUGAGAAAGAUGAGAAGAUCAUCGUAACCAUGUAUGAGGCCAAAAACGGAAGUCUCAAGGAGCAUCUAAACAGCGCGAACCUCACAUGGAUGCAAAGAUUGAAGAUAUGUGUAGGCGUGGCUCGUGCGUUGAGUUACCUCCAUUAUGACGAGGGACGUAGCUAUGGUGUUAUACAUCUUAACAUCAACAGCUCAACAAUUUUAUUAGACGAGAACUGGGAACCCAAGUUAUCCGGUUUUAAAGUUUCCAUCAAACAAUCACUUAACCGAAUGGACCAAGUCGUUCUUUCUGAACCUAUUGGCACAAUAGGGUAUUUGGACCCAGAAAUUGGAAAGACGAAAGGUGUGACCUGCAAGUCGGAUAUCUACGCAUUCGGUGUUGUUUUAUUUGAAAUAUUGUGUGGGAGGAGAGCGUAUAUUAAGAACGACGCUAAUAGGUUACUAGCUCGAUUGGUCAUGCAACAUUAUGAAAAGGAAACGUUGCCUAAUAUAAUCCACCCCGAUCUAAAGAAUCAAAUGUCCAGAUACCAAAUAUCUCUAAGUUCACUCAGAAAAUACUCAAAAACGGCAUAUUCUUGCCUAAAGGAAGAGCGAGCACACCGUCCACAUAUGCUCAAUGUUGUUGGUGAACUUGAGAAAGCAUUGGAGAAAACAUUAAAGUUUCAACCACCAGAUGAAAAUUUUGGAAAGAACAUGGAACGGUUGAAAAUUCGGCUUGAUGAUAUAAAGUUAGCAACCCAUAGUUUUUCAGACACGUAUAAAACUGAAUUUAGCAAUCACUAUAUUUGGUACACUACCGAACUCGGCCAUUUUGAUAAAGAAAAACCUUCCUCUGUAGAUGAGAAAAGUAAAAGUAAACAAUCCAAGAGACACGUAUCUAUUAAACGCUUCCUUCCCAGAGAUGAUGACGAGGACGAAGUAGAAUUAUUUUUUACAGCACUUGAAAUGCUUACUAGCAUUAAACAUCACAACAUAGUCACUCUAAUAGGAUUUUGUGUUGAAGAUUUUGAGAUGAUUCUUGUCAUUGAGAAAUUUUCUAAUGGAUUCCUUCGAGAUUAUUUGGGAAAUGUAACAAGGAUGCGAACUUUUACUUGGGAAAAACGUUUAAAAAUCUGUAUUGAUGUCGCACAUGCUUUGGAUUAUCUUCACUCUCAAAUGGAAGACAAAAAAAUGAUAAUACAUGGUAAUAUAGCUAACUUCAAAAUUGGGUUUGAUGAAAACUGGGGAGCAAAGAUUGACGACUUUGAGUGGGCGGUAUUCCUGCCUCCAAAUCAAAAGGACGAAGCUUUUCGUAAACAUAUAUAUUUAGAGUCAGAGUACCACGUGGAUCCAGAAUAUGCGGAGACCGGUAAGCUAAAAAAGGAGUCAGAUGUGUAUAGCUUUGGAGUAGUUUUGUUCGAAAUUCUAUGUGGAAGAAAAGCUAGUGACCCAAUUUACCUUAUGGAGAGUGAGAAAGGGCUCGUCCAUGUUGCAAGACGAAACUUCUACAAUGGAACAAUAGAGGACAUAGUAGAUCCUACACUAAAGGAAGAAACCUGUACACAGAGUUAUAUUCCAAAUAGAGGAGCCAACAAGAAUUCUUUGCACACAUUUUUAAAAGUUGCACACGAGUGUGUGGCAGAGACGCAAGACCAACGCCCAACAAUGAAAGUUGUUCUCAACGAACUUGAGAAAGCAAUGGCCUUUCAAGUAUGUCAGGAGGAGCCACUACAACAGUUGGGUAAGGACCAAGUUGUCAACGAAUCUGAGAAAGCAACAUAUGAAAUUCCUGGAAAACACAUGGAACACUUGAAGAUUCCUCUCACUCAUAUUCUAUCAGCAACCAACAAUUUUUCAGAGACAUACUUAUUUGCAAUUCAAGAUGACGUUAAGUUCUACAGAGCAGAACUGGAGCAUUAUGAUAAAGAAAAUUCUUCAUCAAAGAGACAAAACACUGUAAUUAUAAAAGGCUAUCCUUCUGAUAGACGUCACCAGUACUCUGGAGAAAAACAGUUUGUUAAAGAAAUUGAAAUUCUUAGCAGUGGAGUUAAGCAUCCCAACAUAGUAACUCUGCUUGGAUUUUGUCUUGAAGAUUCUGAGAUGAUCCUUGUCAUUGAUAAUUUUUCUAAUGGAUUUCUUGGUGAUUAUAUGGGAAACCUCAAAGACAAACAUGUUUUGACUUGGGAAAAACGUUUAAAAAUCUGCAUUGAUGUUGCACAUGGGUUACAUUAUAUUCACUCUGAGAUGGAAGACCAAAAGAUGAUAAUAAACCGUGAUAUAUGUAGCUGCACCAUUGGAUUGGAUAAGAACUGGGGGGCAAAAAUUGUUAACUUUGGCGACUCCAUAUUCUUGCCUCCAAAUCAAGAAGACAACGCUCUCUAUCACAAAAGUCGUAUUGGCAGACUGUCCUACAGAGAUCCACAAUAUGAGAAGACUGGUAAGUUAAAAAGAGAAUCAGAUGUUUAUGGUUUCGGAGUAGUCUUGUUUGAAAUUCUAUGUGGGAGAUUAGCCUAUGACCCAAUUUAUCUUAAGGAGAGUGACAAAGGGCUAGCCCCUGUAGCAAGACAAAGAUUCAGCACAGGAACACUAGAAGAGAUGAUAGAUCCUAUAAUAAAGGAAGAAAUUGGUGAAAACAAUUUUGUUCUAAAUAGAGGACCCAACAAGGAUUCUUUGCACACGUUUAUUACAAUUGCACACCAAUGUGUGGCGGAAACUCAAGACCAACGCCCAACAAUGAAAGUCGUAGUCAAUGAACUUGAGAAAGCAUUAUUAUUUCAAAUAAACAACAAGGACAACCCCAAAAUGUUACUUGAAGAGAUAAAACAGGCGACACAAAACUUCAAUAAUCGUAAUUGCAUCGGGGGAGGAGGAUUUGGGAGAGUCUAUAAAGGACACCUUCAAGAUGGUAAUGGACAUAAAACCAUUGUUGCAAAGCGAUUGGAUACGAGGUUUGGUCAAGGGGAACAACAAUUCUUGAGUGAGCUCCAAAUUCUUUUGGAUUAUAAGCAUGAGAAUGUCAUUGGUCUUGUAGGCUAUUGUGAAGAAAUUGAUGAAAAAGUCAUUAUUUAUGAGUAUGCGUCCAAAGGAAGUCUUGAAAAGUAUUUGAAUGAUGCUUCUCUUACGUGGGUGAAACGACUUAAUAUAUGCAUUGACGUUGCAAGCGCGUUAUAUUUCUUACAUGGAGGAGGUGGAAAACAAGCAAAGGUGAUACACAGAGACAUCAAAUCUGCUAACAUAUUACUAAACCAUGAUUGGAAAGCGAAACUUGGUGAUUUUGGGCUUUCUUUAAUAAGUCCAUUAACUCAUGAAACAGAUUAUAUCAUCGAUCAUGCAUGUGGCACACCGGGAUACUUGGACCCAUUUUACAGAAAAUCAAGAAUCCUAACUAUAGAAUCUGAUAUUUAUUCAUUUGGUGUGGUAUUAUUUGAAAUGUUGUGCGGGAGAUCAACAUUUAUAACCCACGAGCAUGAGGGUCACUAUAUAUCAGAUUUCAUUAGAAACAAAUUUGUUGAAGGAAAGCAUGAUGAGGUAGUGUUCGAGAAAAUAAGGGAACAUAUGAAGCCAAAAUCAUUUACUACAUUCCAAAAGAUUGCCUACCGGUGCCUACAUCAUGAAAGAGAAGAACGGCCGACAAAAAACGAAGUUUUAAUGCAACUUAAGAAAGCAUUGGCAUUACAAAACAUGACAUCAACAAUGACCAUGUUCGCUCCCUUACGAAUCCCACUUGAAGAUGUAGUAAAGGCCACCAACAGCUUUCAUGAUGAUUACAUUAUCAAACACGAUGGAAUUGGUAUCACAUAUAAAGGACGACUCUUUUGGUCUGGAAAGGAUAUAAAUAUUGCUGCACGGAGGUUUGAUUGUAAGGACGGGGAAGGAGACCUCAAGUUCUUGAAUGAAGUUUCAGUGCUUUCUGAUUUCAAGCAUACAAAUCUGGUCUCUAUCAUUGGGUUCUCUGACGAGAAAGAUGAAAAGAUCAUCAUAACCACGUAUGAGGCCACUGGAAGUCUGGGGCAGUAUAUAAGCAGCCCCAACCUUACAUGGAAGCAAAGAUUGAGAAUAUGUGUAGGUCUGGCUCAUGCAUUGAGUUACCUCCAUUAUGACGAGGGAUGUGAUUAUGGUAUCAUACACUGUAACAUCACUAGCGACACAAUUCUAUUGGAUGAGAAUGGGGAAGCCAAGUUAUCCGGUUUUGAAUUUUCCAUAAAACAAUCUGUAAAUUAUAAGGACCAGGUGUGCCCUUGUGAACACACUGGCACAAUGGGGUGUGUGGACCCCGCAAUUGAAAAGAUGGGAGGUGUGACCCACAAGUCGGACAUUUACUCAUUCGGUGUUGUUUUAUUCGAAAUUUUGUGCGUGAGGAAAGCAUUAAUUCAUAACGAGGCUGAUAGGUCUCUACCUCAGUUGGUCAAGCAUCAUUUUGAAAAAGGAACAUUGCAUGAUAUAAUCCAUCCUCAUCUAUUAAAUCAAAUAUUGUCUCCGCAAUCACUCCUCAUAUACUCCAAGGUAGCAUAUUCUUGCUUAAAUGAUGAUCGAGCACACCGCCCAGAUAUGCACUAUAUUGUGGCUAAACUUGAGAAAGCAUUGGAAGUUCAGUUGCGUCGUGAAAAUAUUGAAAAGAAUUGGAAACACUUAAAGAUUCGUCUGAGUGAUAUAAAAUUAGCAACUAAUGAUUUCUCAGAGACAUACAAAAUUGCAUCUUGGGAUGGCUGUACUUUGUACAGAGUAGAACUCGACCACUUUGAUGAAGAAAAUCCGUCAUCCGAAAAGGGGAAGGACAAAGGAGGACAUCCCAAUGGACACAACACUGUAGUUAUAAAACGGUACCCUUCUGGACAUGAGCUGUACGGGGAUGAAAAGUUUUUUACAGAAAUUGAAAUGCUUAUGAGUGUUAAGCAUCCAAAUAUAGUCAGUCUACUUGGAUUUUGUGUUGAAGAUACUGAGAUGAUUGUUGUCACUGAAAAUGCUUCUAAUGGAUACCUCAAUGACUAUUUGGGUAAUGCCAAUGAUAUGCGUAUUUUGACAUGGGAAAAACGUUUGAAAAUAUGCAUUGAUGUUGCACACUCAUUGAAGUACCUUCACUAUGAGAUGGAAGACCAAAAGGUGAUAAUACACCGUGAUAUAUGGAGCAACAACAUUGUAGUAGACGAGAAUUGGGGGGCAAAGAUUGGUGGCUUUAAAGACACCGUAUUCCUGCCUCCAAAUCAAGAAGACGAAGCUCUCUAUAUCAACGGGCUUGGCAGACGUAGCUACAUUGAUCCAGAGUAUAAGAAGACUAAUAAGUUAAAAAGAGAAUCAGAUGUUUAUAGUUUUGGAGUUGUAUUGUUUGAAAUUCUAUGUGGGAGGGGAGCCGAUGACUCAAUUUACCUGAAGGAGAAUAUCAGAGGGUUAGGCCCUAUGGCAAGACAAAGCUUCCGCUUAGGAACUCUAGAGGACAUGAUAGAUCCUAUACUAAAGGAAGAAACCAGUGAAAACAAUUUUGCUCUAAAAAGUGGACCCAACAAGGACUCUUUACACACUUUCAUGAAAAUUGCACAUCAAUGUGUGGCAAAAACUCAAGACCAACGUCCUACAAUGAAAAUCGUUGUCAAGGAACUUGAGAAAGCAUUAUCAUUUCAAUUGAAUUCAAAGGUUAAAUCUGAUUAUGUGGAGGAGAAGAGUCAUGCUUCCAUAAUUGAGACACAAGUAGUUGAGCUUUCUAGUGAAUUGAACAAUAUGAACAUAACUAGAAAAUCUGAAAAUCCUGAAAUUCAUAACAAGGAAAAGAUGUUACAUGACCAAACCGAUGACCCAGCAAAACCUGACUGUUGAAGUCAGACUCUCAGGAAGCUGCUACACCUUCUUGGCCAAAUAUGUCAGAAACAAAUUCACAAAUAUGAAAAGGAGGCUAAGUUGCAGGUGCUUUUGGUUGUUGUAUUUGGUGGGAUCUGCUGGAUAACGGUUUGCGUUCAAACAAGUCAUGUUUAAUAUAGGUUUAAACACGCUGGGUGGAUUGAGUUGGACUUUUUUUGCAUAUAUCUUAAUUUGUUUGUAUAAGUGAAUGUCAUGUUGAUGCUUCUCUAGUUCUUUCUUUACUUGUUUACGUUGGUAAUUUUAGCGUUAUUGAAUUAACUUGUCGACUAA
Molecule: messenger RNA, 6564 nt
Organism: Helianthus annuus (common sunflower)
Lineage: Eukaryota; Viridiplantae; Streptophyta; Magnoliopsida; Asterales; Asteraceae
Exons: 10
Coding region: 193-6252 (2019 amino acids)
Biological process (GO): protein autophosphorylation
Cellular component (GO): plasmodesma; plasma membrane
Molecular function (GO): transmembrane receptor protein tyrosine kinase activity; ATP binding
Source: RefSeq, a predicted model, not a curated record